Contarinia nasturtii (swede midge) is the source of this 1695-nucleotide messenger RNA. RefSeq names its product transcription factor mef2A-like. NCBI's taxonomy places the organism in Eukaryota, Metazoa, Arthropoda, Insecta, Diptera, Cecidomyiidae. The transcript has a single exon. The record is from RefSeq and is a predicted model, not a curated record. Bases 1 to 1695 code for a protein of 564 amino acids.
AUGAAUUUACCGUUAACUAGUUUAAAUAAUCAUACCAGCAAUACAUUCAAUCGCAAUUUAACCGACAGCAACCUAAUGUUAUCGAAUCGUUCGGCCACUAAUACAAUGUUAUCACCACCGUCUAGUUUGAGUGCAUCGUCAGCAAAUGCUGCUGCUGCGGCAGCGGCCGCCGCUGCAGCUGCUGCCACUGGUGGAUCGAUGCCAAUUUCCAAUGAGCAUUUGUACAGUACAUUGUACGGAAGGGAAUUGGAAUUGAUGCGAAAAAUUUACAAGGGUGAAAAUCGAGAUCAUUUAGUUGAGAAUCCAUUGAUGCAUUCACCGCAUCAUCAGUCUCAUAAUCCAAACGAUGUACUGCUGAUGAAAAACGCUGGCUAUGCCAUGAACUAUCCAAAUGCGGCUGCUGCAUCACAAUUUGGUGGUUUGACCAAUACACAGUAUCAUCAUGCAUUGUCACCGUCAAGAACACCACCAAAAGUGCAUCAUCCCGAACAAAUUAUGUCACCGGACAACGUUCGUAUGAUCAAACAAGAAGAAAAACCGAUGCAUUUUAAUUCGUCGACAAGUAACUAUCCGGGAUAUGGUGCAUCAUCAAUGUCACCCACAACGAUUUUAGGUAAUAUGUCCAAUCCGAUUGCAUCAUCACGAAAAUAUGAUACCGAUACCAUGCACAAGCAAAUGUACGAAGAUCGAAAACUUCAUGCUGGCUACGCAAAUAAGGAUCAUCAUCUUCACCAUCAUCAUCACAAUAAUGAUCAGAGCUAUGGCGAUAAUAUGUACUCUGAUGUAAUGAAUGCAUCAAAUAACAACAGCAUCAACAAUUUUAUGCAUUUGCAGCAACAACAUGAACACGAAAAGCAAAAUCAACGACAACAACAGCAUCAGCAACAAUCGAACACAACGAAACACAAUAAUAAUAGCCAAUUGAUUGGCACCGAAACGAACAAUCACUUUUACAAUAUUAACGACUACGAGAGCACGGACAAAAGGCAACAACAGCAACAUCAACAGCACCAUCAUUCAUCACAUCAAUUAUAUCAACAAAAUCAAUUUUCAAUUAAUAAUACUCCAAAAGAUAAUAAUGGCAGUGGAGUCAACAUUGCAACUGAGAAGAAUCCCAUCAUCAAUAAUACGUCGAAAUUGAAUAAUGCUUGUACUCAUAGCAGUGAUAGUAAUAAUACAAACAACAAUAGUAACAGUAACAACAGCAACACCACCACCACCAACAACAACAACGAUAAUGCAAAGAAUGUUCGAAUGACAUCUAAAUUCAGUGCUGCAAGCCAUGCUAAUGAAAAUGCUUUUGAGAAUCCAUGCCGAACGACGACUACGUUGUCAUCUUCAUCGUCGUCGUCGUUGAUAACAUCAACGGCCAAGAUGUGUACAAAAUCAAUUAAAAAUAUUGAUGGCAACACAUCGAAAAUCAAUCCAAGUAAAAUACAAACCGGCAAUAAUGCAACAACGAAUUUAUUAUCACCACCACAUUCAAAAUGCGGAAAUGAUACAACAAACGAUUUUAUGCUACACAUUCGAGUCAAAGAGCAAAAACAACAAAUGCAAACGACAAACAAUAAUAGUAGCAAUCGAAUGGCCCAGCAAGUUGAUUUCGAUGAGACGAGCAACAGUUGCUCAAAUUCUGGUGAUGAAGAUGCCGGCAAUUAUAAUGACGAUGAGGGUGACGAAUUUAUGAAUUUGUAA